UUUGGGGGGUCACCGCCGACCUGACCCUCGCUGUCCCCUCCAGAACAAGCUGCUCGCAUGAAGAAGUUGCAGGAGCAAGACAAGCGCCAGAAGGUCGAGUUCAGAAAAAGGAUGGAGCAAGAGGUCUCCCAGUUCAUCCAGGCCACCGGGGAGCCCCGGCGCCGGUUCCAACCUAUGAACAAGAUUGAGAGGAGCAUCCUGCACGAUGUGGCGGAGGUGGCCGGCCUGACAUCUUUCUCCUUCGGAGACGAUGAGGACAGUCGCUAUGUAAUGGUGUUCAAGAAGGAGUUUGCACCGUCCGACGAGGAGCUGGAGGCGUAUCGGCGUGGGGAGGAGUGGGACCCGGCCCGAGCUGAGGAGCGGCGGCGCCUCCGGGAGCUGGCUGCGCAGCAGGAGGAGGCGGAGCUUGAGUGCGGCCCCGCCCCCCCGGGCCCCCUCAACGACUACAAAGAUAAAUAUCGGCACCUGAUCGGCUCCGAUGCCGCCAAAGCCGCCGCCCGUACCAUGGAGGCCAACAAGGCGUAUGGCUGCGUGCCGGUGGCCAACAAGCGGGACACGCGCUCCAUCGAGGAGGCCAUGAACGAGAUCCGGGCCAGGGGGGGGGGGGAGGGCAGCAGGGACACACGGAGGGGGUGA
Messenger RNA from Ficedula albicollis (Collared flycatcher), 636 nucleotides. It is a transcript of the gene SPAG7, whose product is annotated as sperm associated antigen 7. Gene Ontology annotation, molecular function: nucleic acid binding. The coding region runs from base 58 to 636 and encodes 192 amino acids. The transcript has 7 exons. The record is from RefSeq and is a predicted model, not a curated record. NCBI's taxonomy places the organism in Eukaryota, Metazoa, Chordata, Aves, Passeriformes, Muscicapidae.